AUGCCAAUUGCAACGCAAACAUCGAUUGAUUUGAGUAGACGAGUAAGUGCAACGCAAGUUGGUAGUGCACCGCGAGAAAGGUACAGCUAUGGAAGUAUUUCUUACAAGAAAUCACGCGUCCCUGAUUCAGGUGCAAGUGAUGAAGAAAGUGAAUCAGAAGGAGAGGAUGAAGAUGAGGAGGAAGAGGCGUCGACGUUAUCGAGUAAUGAGACAAUUCGAUCGAAGUUGGCAUCGCUAUCACACAAGGAUUGGAUGACACUGUUCAUGCUCGCGCUAGCCAACUUAUGCAGUACGAUUGCAUUCAGCUGCAUUGCACCCUUCUAUCCCACUGAGGCUCAACGAAAAGGUAUGGAUAAUGCCCAAACGGGCAUAGUCUUUGGAGUAUUCGAAUUGGUUAUGUUCAUCACGUCACCGAUUUUUGGAAAAUAUAUGAUCUACAUUGGCUCGAAUACAAUGUUCAUAACUGGAGUUGCUAUGACUGGUGUAACAGCAAUUCUUUUUGGGUAAUUUCUGAAUUAUCUGCCAUCAGGAUCUCUAUUCUUCUGGGCAUCGCUAGGUAUUCGAAUUGCUGAAUCGAUUGCAGAUACAGCUUUUGUGACAUCUUCGUUUGCAAUUGGUGCGAAGUGCUUCCCGGGUAAAAUUGCAACGAUUAUUGGUGUUAUGGAGACAUUUGCGGGUCUCGGCUACACUGCUGGUCCUCCAAUCGGAGGCCUUCUGUAUGAAAUUGGUGGUUUCCAACUGCCCUUUAUCGUUUUGGGGGCUAUCCUUAUUACGGUUUCUAUAUUAUCAUAUUUCUUGAUCGAAAAAUUCGAAGAUGAGCCAAUUGACGACGAAAAGGGAAUGUUAGGCAUGCUUCGCAUUCCAGCCAUAUGGAUUGUGGUGUAUGCAGUUGUCAUUUGUGCGAUGUCAUUAUCAUUUCUCGACCCAACCUUAGCCAAUCACCUCGAAUCGUUCAAUUUGACACCAACAUUUGUUGGAUUGAUGUUCCUUUUAUGCGGUGGUAUAUACACAAUCACAGCGCCUUUGUGGGGUUUACUAAUUGAUCAGUAUGAUUGUAAGAAAACGAUAAUGUUAUUUGGAUCGGUGGCAACUGUUUUUGCGAUGAUGGUCAUCGGACCGUCACCACUACUCAAUUUGGAUAAAAGUUUAAUAUGGAUCGGGAUAGCACUUGGACUCCUUGGCAUCGCCGAAGGUGCUAUGUACAUUCCUACAUUCCAGAGCUGUUUGGAUGCUGUGCGAGAAGCUGGUUACGAGGAUUCUUUUCAAACAUAUGGCUGUGUUUCGGGCGUAUUUCAAUCUGCCUUUGCAUUUGGUUCGUUUUUUGGACCAACAAUAGGUGGUUUUAGUGUAGAAUGGAUUGGUUUCGAAUGGACAACCACCAUAAUCGCAAUCGUUCACGUCGUUUUCGUAAGUUGA
Anisakis simplex (herring worm) is the source of this 1416-nucleotide messenger RNA. Lineage: Eukaryota; Metazoa; Nematoda; Chromadorea; Rhabditida; Anisakidae. The record is from the annotation of a GenBank genome assembly.